CGACGUCUCGUUCUUAAGGUACUCAUUUAUUGCCCCCCGUCAACUUCACCUCGCAUUGACUUCCGCUGCCGGCCACGGAAUCACCUUGCACACUGCCUUGAUCAUCUUCAGCUCGCCAAUUCGCCAAAAUGUCGACCGAUAAGCCGCUUCCCUUCAUAUACCAGUUCGCUGCUGGCGCCGUUGCCGGUGUUUCUGAGAUUCUGGUCAUGUACCCGCUCGAUGUGGUCAAGACAAGAGUGCAGAUCCAGGGCAAAGUGCCUGUGCCCGGCCAGGACUUCUACACCGGCAUGGGGGAUUGUUUCCGCAAGAUCAUCGCGAAUGAAGGCGCAUCAACAUUGUACCGCGGAAUCGGUGCGCCUAUUCUUAUGGAAGCGCCGAAGCGUGCCACCAAGUUCGCAGCCAACGACGAAUGGGGCAAGGUGUAUCGCAAUCUCUUUGGUAUCGCGAAGAUGAAUCAGUCGCUCUCCAUCCUUACCGGCGCAUCGGCUGGUGCCACGGAAGCGUUCGUGGUUGUGCCAUUCGAGCUGGUCAAGAUCAGGUUACAAGACAGGGCACAAGCACACAAGUACAACGGCCUGGUAGACUGCUUCGCCAAGAUCGUCCGGCAAGAAGGUCUCCUGACUCUGUACCAAGGUCUCGAAUCCACCAUCUGGCGACACGUGCUGUGGAAUUCUGGCUACUUUGGCUGCAUUUUCCAGGUCCGUGCUCUCCUUCCUGCGAACCCUACCAAGGACAAGUCAGUGCAAAUGCGAAACGACCUUAUCUCGGGUACCAUUGGUGGAACGGUGGGCACGAUUCUCAACACUCCAAUGGAUGUUGCCAAGAGCAGAAUACAGAACAGCCCGAAGGUGCCGGGUGGAGUUCCAAAGUAUGGCUGGGCAUGGCCAGCACUUGGAACGAUCAUGAAGGAAGAAGGAUUCGGUGCCUUGUACAAGGGUUUCACGCCUAAGGUUCUGAGACUGGGUCCAGGUGGUGGUAUCCUCCUGGUCGUCUUCACAGGUGUGAUGGACUUCUUCAGAAAAAUGCGCGGGGACGCUGUCUAGAUCGCUCCUGCUCCUCCUACUGUACAUGUCUGGGAAUCGAGAAAUGCAUUGAGCCUGGCGUUCGGCUUAGAGGC
Molecule: messenger RNA, 1117 nt
Organism: Pseudocercospora fijiensis CIRAD86
Lineage: Eukaryota; Fungi; Ascomycota; Dothideomycetes; Mycosphaerellales; Mycosphaerellaceae
Exons: 4
Coding region: 129-1043 (304 amino acids)
Biological process (GO): transmembrane transport
Source: RefSeq, a predicted model, not a curated record